UGCCUCUGUGGUCAGUGUACAGACAUAUUUUGUUAUCAACCGUGUGUUGUGUUUACUCAAAUUACGAAAAUGAUGAAAACAACGUUCGUGUCGAUUCUUUUGACCUGGAUGGCCGUAGUUAGAUGUGAACCUCCAAGUAACAAUUACGGUACACCAUUGGGUGAUCCCAUUAGCAGUUAUGGGACACCAAAUCAUCAUGCAAACACUGACAAUUACGAUCACGGUGAACCAAAAGCAUACGAAUUCGGCUACCAAGUAAAAGACGACUACUCCGGAAACAACUACAACAGACAGGAAUCCAGCGACGGCAACCAAGUCCGCGGUGAAUACCGAGUCGCCCUUCCUGACGGACGUACCCAAAUCGUGACGUACUACGCCGACUGGCAAAGUGGCUUCCAUGCCGACGUGAGGUACGAAGGAACCGCUCAAUACCCGGAACAGUACAACCAGGGAGGACACGGAGGAUACAACAACGGUGGACAACAAUACGGUGCCCCGUCCCAGCAAUACGGUGCCCCAGCCUACAAUAACAACAACAACAACAACGGAUACAGCGGUGGAUACAGCCAAGCCGGAUCGGCCACCAGCUCCGUCCACAUUAAAGACUACUCCAGCGAAGCCACUCCUUACAACAUCAACAACAAUUUGAAUUCGGGCUACAACUAUAACAACAACGGCAACAACUAUGACUCGUACAACUCGGGAAGCUUCAACAAAAGACCCACCAAUGAAUAUGGAGCACCAUAAUUUAGUUGAAUAACGUCUAGGAUAAUUUGGACCUCGUAUUGUGUCAUUUAUGUUUUAACGAUCGUGACUCAAUCCAUGAUUAUAACUAGUUUUGUAAUCUUUUGUAUAUAAUUUUAUAUAUUGAUUGA
This is a messenger RNA of Aethina tumida (small hive beetle), 875 nucleotides long. Its product is annotated as pro-resilin. The record is from RefSeq and is a predicted model, not a curated record. Bases 70 to 747 code for a protein of 225 amino acids. The transcript has 3 exons. NCBI's taxonomy places the organism in Eukaryota, Metazoa, Arthropoda, Insecta, Coleoptera, Nitidulidae. Gene Ontology annotation, cellular component: extracellular matrix.